ACAAUCCCUGCCUAGUGCCUAAGAGGUCGGUUGAAAGGUCCUCUCCCGAAGGUAAACUAGACGCUACCGUUAAGGGUCCCUUAGGCUACUUGAAUCUAGCAUCUACCAUCGUACUCCACUAACCGUGCCAGACUACUUACGACGGCAAGAGAGUUUUGUUGCGACCUGCGAGUGUCCGUAGAGAUCACGACAGGGUUACACAGUAGUGAAUAAUACUUCCAGUGAGUGUGAGACACCCAGCAACCAUCCCCAUGUAUCAGGAGGACUGAUCAGGACCCAGAGCUCCAUCACUGUGCCUCCACCUCACUCACUGAUACAUGAGAGAGACAAUGAGCAGAAGAUCCUGGAACUCACCAACAAGAUCAUUCAGCUGCUGACUGGAGAGGAGUGGGAGUAUGCAGAGGAACACAAGGAUCUUUACAAGGACGUGAUGAUGGAGAAUAACUGGCCCCUCAUGUCACUGAAUGGACCCGGUAACAGAGAUACCCCAGAGAGAUGUCCCCGUCCUCUAAAUACACAGGACUGUACAGAGGAGAAUCACAGGAUCCUACAGGAGCACCAGGGUGAAGAUCUGACUAUUAUAAAGGUAGAGUAUAUAAAGGGAGAAGAAGAGAUGUGUGUGACUGAUAUGAAGGUAGAAGAUAUAAAAGGUGAAGAAGAGACGUAUGUGACUGAUAUGAAGGCAGAAGAUACAGAGGGAGAAAAAGAGAUGUAUGUAAGCUGUGAUCAGCUGUGUAAGGAGGAGGAAAUCCCUACAGAUAUCAGCACAGAUGGACGCACAAGCGGGAGUGCCUUGGAAGAAUAUCUCAUCUUAUCUGCAGACAUUAAAAUAGAAAAUAACAUUACACAAGAUUCUCCAGGAAGCAAUCUUGUUAUGCUAAAUAUACACUCUGUGCCUCACAAUGCAGAUAUAUCAUCAGACCCCUGUAAUCGCGAGGAAAGUUCUCCUGAUACCUCAGUUUUUGUUACACAAAGUGUUGCUCAUACACCUGAUAAAAUAGUUCCCUCUUCUAAGUGUGGGAAAUGUUUUACACAGAAAUCAGCUUUUGUUACACAUAAGAGAAGUCACACAAAUGAGAGGCCAUUUCCAUGCUCUGAGUGUGGGAAAUGUUUUACAAAGAAAUCAGCUCUUGUUACGCAUCAGGGAAGUCACACAGGUGAGAAACCAGUUUCAUGUUCUGAGUGUGGCAAAUGUUUUGCAUUUAAAUCACAUCUUGUUAAACAUGAAAGAAUUCACACAGGUGAGAGGCCAUUUCCAUGCUCUGAGUGUGGGAAAUGUUUCACACAGUUAUCAGUUCUUGUUAAACAUCAGAGAAGUCACACAGGUGAGAAGCCAUUUUCAUGUUCUGAGUGUGGGAAAUGUUAUACUCAGAAGUCGCAUCUUGUUAUACAUCAGAAAAGUCACACUGGUGAGAAACCAUUUCCCUGCUCUGAGUGUGGGAAAUGUUUUACACAGAAAUCAUGUCUAGUUAGACAUCAGAGAAGUCACACAGGUGAGAAACCAUUUACCUGUUCUGAGUGUGGGAAAUGUUUUAUACAGAAAUCCAAUCUUCUUAGACAUGAUAUUUUACACAGUAGAAAAACAAGUCAGGCGGCCAUUUUGUUGUGGUCCAUUGACUCUUCACCCAGAGAUUCCGGUAUUUUCUUUCCUCGUGGGGCAGAUAAUUGGAUCCUGUCACAUCUGGGCCCCUCUCUGUUUCCUCUCACAAAGCAUAUAGACCCUCAUUGGAGACCUCCUGCCGUACCUGAGGAAGAGCAGAAUGGGACCAAAUUAUUGGGCAGUUCAGCUGUGAGGAACCAGAGUCUUUAUUACACACGUUCUGUAUUCUCACUGAGGAUGGACAAGGACAGGAGUCACAUGACUGGGAGGAUACUAAAUCUCACCCUGGAGAUUAUCUACCUGCUGACUGGGGAGGUUUACACUGUAGAGAAAAAGAAAUCUGCUGAGUGGGAGACCCCCAGCAGCCAUCCCCGUGUGUCAGGAGGACUGAUCAGGACCCAGAGCCCCAUCACGGUGCCUCCACCUCACUCACUGAUACAUGAGAGAGACAAUGAGCAGAAGAUCCUGGAACUCACCAACAAGAUCAUUCAGCUGCUGACUGGAGAGGAGUGGGAGUAUAUAGAAGAACACAAGGAUAUGUACAAGGACAUGAUGAUGGAGAAUCACCGGCCUCUCAUAUCACUGGAUGGACCCAGUUACAGAGAUAACCCAGAGAGAUGUCCCCGUCCUCUUUAUUCACAGGAUUGUACAGAGGAGAAUCACAGGACCCCACAGGAGGAUCAGAGUGAAGAUUUGACUAAAAAUAAGGCAGAAGUUAUAGAGAGAGAAGAAGAGACAUAUGUUGCUGAUAACAAGGCAGACUAUAUAGAGGGAGAAGAAGAGCCGUAUGUGACUGAUGUAAACGCAGAAGAAAUAGAGGGAGAAGAGACGUAUGUGACUGAUAUAAAUUUAGAAGAUAUUGAAGGAGAAGAAGAGAUGUAUGUGGCUGUUAUAAAAGCAGAAGAUAUAGAAGGAGAAGAAGAAGAGACGUAUGUGACUGAUACUAAGGCAGAAGAUAUAGAGGAAGAAGAGACGUAUGUGAGGGGUGAUCAGCAGUGUAAGAAGGAGGAAAUCCCUACAGAUAUCCGCACAGCAGAUGGAGGUAACGGAAGAAAUAUCUUGGAAGAAUAUAUCAUUUUAUCUGCAGACUUUAAAAUAGAAGAUAAUUUCACGCAGGAUUCUCCAGAAGAAAAUCCCAUUACCCCAAUUUUACAUCCCAUACGUCACAGUGCAGAUAUGUCAUCUGAUCCAUCUAACCAUGAACAGCGUUCUCCUGAUAACUCAGAUACUGUUAUAUAUAGUACAGAUUUUAGAGAAGCCACAAUCUUGCCGUUUUCUAUAGAUUGCAAAUGUUUUACACAGGAUACAGAGCUUACUACCCAUCAGCUACCUAAGGCUGGUGUGAUGCCGUUUACAUGUUCUGAGUGUGGGAAAUGUUUUACAAAGAAAUCACAUUUUGUUAUGCAUGAGAGACAUCACACGGACGAGAGACCAUUUUCAUGUUCGGAGUGUGGGAAAUGUUUUAAACAGAAAUCUGAUCUUGUUAGACAUCAGAGAAUACACACAGGAGAGAAACCAUUUCCAUGUUCAGAGUGUGGCCAACGUUUUACAUAUAAAUCAGCCCUUGUUACACAUCAGAGAAGUCACACAGGUGAGGCACUAUUUUCAUGCUCUGAGUGUGGGAAAUGUUUUACACAGAAAUCAAAUUUUGUUAUGCAUGAGAGAAGUCACACAGGUGAGAGGCCGUUUCCAUGUUCAGAGUGUGGGAAAUGUUUUAAACAGAAAUCAGAUCUUGUUAUACAUCAGAGAAUACACACAGGAGAGAAACCUUUUCCAUGUUCAGAGUGUGGCCAACGUUUUACUUAUAAAUCAGCCCUUGUUACACAUCAGAGAAGUCACACAGGUGAAAUGCCAUUUCCGUGCGCUGAGUGUGGGAAAUGGUUUACACAUAAAUCAAAUCUUGUUAGACAUCAGAGAAUGCACAUAAGGGAGAAGUAAUUUUCCUGUACUGAUUUAGGAAAAUAAUUGAAGUCCCAUAAUGUUAAACAAUUAUUCACACAAAUUUAACCAGGUGAAACAUUUUACUAAGCAUAGUAUUUUCCUAACUCAGUCCUAAAAGCACUCUUAACAGUCCAGGUUAUAAGGAUAAUCCAUGCUUAUGCACAGGCGAUUUAAUUAGGACCAUCUGUGAAAAAGCAUGGAUAUCGGCCCUCAUUCCGAGUUGUUCGCUCGGUAUUUUUCAUCGCAUCGCAGUGAAAAUCCGCUUAGUACGCAUGCGCAAUGUUCGCACUGCGACUGCGCCAAGUAACUUUACUAUGAUGAAAGUAAUUUUACUCACGGCUUUUUCUUCGCUCCGGCGAUCGUAAUGUGAUUGACAGGAAAUGGGUGUUACUGGGCGGAAACACGGCGUUUCAGGGGCGUGUGGCUGAAAACGCUACCGUUUCCGGAAAAAACGCAGGAGUGGCCGGAGAAACGGUGGGAGUGCCUGGGCGAACGCUGGGUGUGUUUGUGACGUCAACCAGGAACGACAAGCACUGAACUGAUCGCACAGGCAGAGUAAGUCUGGAGCUACUCUGAAACUGCUAAGUAGUUAGUAAUCGCAAUAUUGCGAAUACAUCGGUCGCAAUUUUAAGAAGCUAAGAUUCACUCCCAGUAGGCGGCGGCUUAGCGUGUGUAACUCUGCUAAAAUCGCCUUGCGACCGAUCAACUCGGAAUGAGGGCCAUCCUUAGAACCUGGGCUGUCAGGGUAUCUUGGGGGCAGAGUUUGGGAAUCCCUAGCCUAUGGUAUACAGCAGGUGAAAAAACAAUUAAAUAAGCAACUCCUAAUGGCACUUAUAAAAUGCGUUAUUUAUCCGCUUAUAGAUGAGCAGAACCUACAGGCAGCUGUCCACAACCGAGUAGUGACCUGUCCAAAAACAACACAAAGCUACAGCAGUAGCACAAAGAAAAAGUAAACUUAUAACCAUUUCAUAUGCAAAAAGUAUUAGAAUUACUGUAUGUGUUAAAAAAAACCAUUUGUUUAAUGCUCAAUAAAAAUGCUAUAUACAAAA
Pseudophryne corroboree (corroboree frog) is the source of this 4590-nucleotide messenger RNA. RefSeq names its product oocyte zinc finger protein XlCOF7.1-like. The transcript is spliced from 14 exons. The coding region runs from base 431 to 3538 and encodes 1035 amino acids. Lineage: Eukaryota; Metazoa; Chordata; Amphibia; Anura; Myobatrachidae. The record is from RefSeq and is a predicted model, not a curated record. Gene Ontology annotation, molecular function: DNA-binding transcription factor activity, RNA polymerase II-specific; RNA polymerase II cis-regulatory region sequence-specific DNA binding. Gene Ontology annotation, biological process: regulation of transcription by RNA polymerase II.